This is a messenger RNA of Anopheles aquasalis, 3017 nucleotides long. It is a transcript of the gene shd, whose product is annotated as cytochrome P450 family 24 subfamily A member shade. Gene Ontology annotation, molecular function: heme binding; iron ion binding; oxidoreductase activity, acting on paired donors, with incorporation or reduction of molecular oxygen. NCBI's taxonomy places the organism in Eukaryota, Metazoa, Arthropoda, Insecta, Diptera, Culicidae. The record is from RefSeq and is a predicted model, not a curated record.
ACGGGGCAGAAAACAGUGCUGUGUGCUAUCUAGCCCAGGUAGUGGCCGUUUCGGGGAUUGAACCCAAUAAGAUUCGCGCACACACUGGCCGCUCGUGUCACAGGAUGGUUUGUUGUUUUUUCUUUGUUUUUUCUUUCGCGAACCACCGUCCUGCAAUCCGUGGCUGUGUGCGAUUGAGCCCCACCGACGAGCCCAUUCAGAAAGGGGAAACCGGUGAAUCGGGCAGGUGAACUUCAUUCCCCGCGUAGCCGAGUACUGAAAGAUUGCUGCGGUGGAGCUGCUGCUGGUUACCCGAAUUAGUUGUUGUCCAUCAACUAACGUGUUCGCACGUUGAUAAGCCACAGCGCAGGAGCGCAGGAGAAGAAGCUUGUUCAUCUCUGGUGCUCUCGGUGCUGCUCUCGCGUGUGUCUCCGCAGUCUGCGGACCAAUUUUUCGGCGACGUCAAACAAUGCGCCACCGUGCUAGUGUGCGGUCCUGUUGCUGCUGCUGCUGCUGGUUUGUGCUGUGAGAUCGCGAUCGCGACAGGAUUCUCGCUCCGUUCGUAAAAAAUAAAACAAACCCCAAAGUCCUUCCAUUUCACCGGCAAGACGCAGGAGUACCACAGCGAUGGACUGCUGCUGCAACGAAGCGCACGAUCGAACCAUGUCGGUCACGAUCGUACUCUUUUACACGUUCGUCACGCUCUUCAUGUUUCUGUCCUACAAUCCGAAGCCGAAGAAAAUCAUCGAAUCGAUCCGAAGCUUCCUGUUGCAUCUGCUGCAGCUCAACGGUGUCCCGGGACCAGACGAUGGAUCGACACAGCACUGCACCACAACGGUGCCCUCGGCACACGCUCCAGCUGCGACCACUCCACUCCCACAGCCGAUGGGCGGCAGUGGUGAGCCGGAGCCGGAGCUCACACCGACAGUAAAAUCCAUCUGGGAUAUUCCAGGACCACGCCGGUUACCCUUCGGCAUCGGUACCAAGUGGUUGUACUUCAUUGGUCGCUACCGCUACUCAAAGGUCCACGAAGCCUUUCUCGACCUGCACCAGCGUUACGGGAAGAUCGCGCUUGACGUUGACACGGUCCCGAUCGUGAACCUGUUCGAUCGUGUCGACAUGGAACGGGUGCUGAAGUACCCGAGCCGCUUCCCGUUCCGGCCACCAACGGAAAUCGUCGAAACGUAUCGCCGCAGCCGCCCGGAUCGGUUUGGUGCAACGAAUCUAAUCAACGCGCAGGGCGAGAAAUGGCACGAGUUGCGGCUGAAGCUGACCUCGGGCAUCACUUCGCGACGCAUCCUGCAAUCGUUCAUACCCUCGGUGAACGAUAUCUGUGACGAUUUCGUCGAUUUGGUGCGCCGCCAACGGGAAGAAGAUGGAACGAUCCGCAACUUCCAGGACAUUGCCAACUCAGUUGGCUUGGAGAUUAUCUGCUGCUUGGUGCUGGGGCGACGCAUGGGCUACCUAACGACGGACAAGCGGAACGAUCGGUUCAUACGACUCGCCGAAGCCGUCAAGGAGUCAUUCGUCUACAUCAGCCAAAGCUACUACGGUUUCAAGCUGUGGAAGUACGUACCAACGCGCCUCUAUCGCAACUUUGUCCACUGUGAGGAGAUCAUUUACGAUACCAUUGCGGAGAUUGUGUAUGAAGCGCUCGAGGAUGAGCAACACAACUGUCCGGACAACGAUGUGAAGCACAUCUUCAUCAGCAUCCUGCAGACGGAGGGGUUAGAAACGAAGGAGAAGAUAUCCGGCAUCAUCGACCUCAUCACCAGUGCCAUAGAAACGCUUUCCAACACCUUAUCCUUCCUGCUGCACAAUCUGAGCCAAUCGGCGGAACACCAGCGAGCGAUCGCGCACGAGUUUGGCCACUGUACGAAGAACAUCACGAACGAUGAUCUCGUGGCGGCCCGAUUCACCAAAGCCUGCAUCCAGGAGUCGUACCGGAUCUCGCCGACGACGCCCUGCCUGGCGCGCAUCCUCGAGGAAGACUUUCAGCUAUCCGGAUACCACCUGAAGGCCGGUACGCUCGUCCUGUGCCAUACCCGGAUUGCGUGCCAGAGUGAGGAAAACUUCCACCAGGCUGACCGCUUCAAGCCGGAACGGUGGCUCGAUCAGAGGGAUGAGAACGAUAACGUGUACAAGCGGCAGGAGCCGGGUGCCGGGAUCGUCUUACCGUUCGGUACCGGGCGACGCAUGUGCCCCGGGCAGAAGAUUGUCGACAUCGAACUGACGUUGCUGGUAGCGAAAAUUUUCCAAAACUUCGAGAUCGAGUACCUUAGUCCGCUCGAUACGCAGUUCCAGUUUUUGCUGGCACCGCGAACACCGAUCGAGAUCAGGUUCCGUGAUCGUGCCUAGCGAGCGCAGCGGAUCACGCGACGCAAUCAAACCUACCUCGUUUAAGCCUGUACCGGGUGUACUUCGCGAUGCGAUGAAUGCAAAAGAAGGCAGGGAAAGGGCGAGAUGGAGUGAAUGAUAAAAAACGAUUCCCAGGUCAGAUCCCUAUCGCACUAUCGUUCAGUACAUAAUCGCAAAAAUCAUAUUGAUUGCAUGGCAUCGCAAAUCGUUGCCCGCGCCCGCCACAGGACGCCAGCAUCCAUUCCCAAUAGAAAAAGAAAUGGUGUUGACAUCGCAGAUGAAAACCUAGUUUUUACAAAAUGCAUUCAAAACACACCAACACAUACACACACAGCACUGUGAAAGACUAACUUUAGAGACUGUAGCUAUGCAUUAUACCUUAUAUUCGUAUAUAGUGCGAAGACCUUAGACUAAUGCCAGUUGAUUGUAGCGCACUGAGCCCGCGAUGGUAUGGAACAAUUCGUCCUAUCUACAGCAAUUAUACUCUAGGCUCACGGGCCGCCAGGCGGAACCCACGAGAUUCGUGUUAGCAUUAGUGUUGUGUACCAGAGUAAGAGGGCUUGGUGUGCCUUUGGUUCGCAUUAUUGUACUCGCGGCCAUAUAUUCAUUAUUUAUUGUGUAAACUGCUCCAGAUGUACAAAUUUACCAGUUAUUUAAAUAAUAUACAUACUCCUGUACUA